AUGGAGAUCCGUGAUGUCUCGACACGUGAAGAAGUUGAAGCUGCGCUUCAAAGACUCCAUAACCACGAAGCCUCCCUAACCCGACGCCUCGAGACCGUUCGCUCAUCACUAGCAGAGCUUGAUUGCCAUCUCGGAAAACUCGAUUCGCUGCGAGCCAACCUAGGUUCACUUGUCAUUGCCACCCGUACCAUUGCAAACGCCACGCUCUCCAAUGCAGCAUCGACGGUAGCCAAAUUUAGCAGCAGGAUCGACCGGCUAGAUCUGGAAGAGAGGAGGGUCGACGAAACGCUCGAGGUGGUGGAGCUUGUCGCAGAGCUGAAAGCAUGUGUUCACGGUGUCGUAGGCUCGAUGGGGGCUCCCCAAGACUGGGAUAGCGCAGCUCGAUACCUUUCUCGCACUGCCAAAAUACCAGAGGAAAUCAUACGCGGAGGUUUCUCAGCUGCGGUGGUGCCGAGCACCGAGGUGCCCGACCCGCCGUGGGAUACCCUGCAGGAGGCAAAGCAUAGUUUGUGCCGCCUGUUCGUCCGCGAAUUCCAACGCGCAGUUCGUGAUGGGGACGAGGCCAAGGUCACGAGGUACUUCAAGUUGUUCCCUUUGAUCGGCAUGCGCGACGUCGGUCUGGAUAUUUACGGGCGGCACAUAUGCCAGGCCGUGGCCGAGAGGGGGCGAAAGGAGCUGGAAGGGACCAAAAGCGGUCAGGUAGCACCGCUUUUCUAUUCGAAUGCCCUCACCAAGCUAUUUCGACAUAUUGUGCACAUCAUCGAAAUCCAUGGUCCUUUGGUUGAGCACUGUUACGGAUCUGGCCAAAUGGUCAAGGUGAUCGAGCGACUCCAGGACGAGGCUGAUAUACAGGGCGGUAUGAUUCUGGACGCAUGGAGCGAGGCAGAGGAUAUCAACAGACGGCUCACAUCCAUCAAAAGCUAUCCUUUCUCUUUCUUGUUGAAGAGUUUUCUUGUUGAGAACAGAGCUGUGCCCAGAACACAUUCUCCAGCAAGCAACGACACAUCCCAAGAUAAGGACUACAGUCCAGCCACAGAUGCCAAAGAUGUGGAUCGCCUUCUUGGUGAAAUGGCCACCAUGCUGACCGCAUGGUCUCAUUACAUGCAAUAUGUUGCUUCAAAAUGCAAGACCACCAGUGAGAGCUCGGAAGGGGGGCACUCUCCUAUUCCUACCAUCUUACUCUGUUCAAAGCUCUACCGUAAGACUGACGAAAUACUUGCAACGCCCUUUAAGGCCAUGACGACGUUCUUCUUGCGGAGAUCUAUCGAGAAGUCUUUCGAGUUGAACGAGUUCCCGAGCAUCUCGCUAAAAAGUCCCGUCGACACCAGCUCACCCUUGAUCAUUACAGCUGUCGACGACGUUGUUUUCAUCGUCGACACAAUUAUCCGCAGGAUCAUCUCCACGUCCCACAUAGCCGUCGCAACCUCGCUCAUCCCCGUCAUCAGUCGUGUGCUCGAGACGGAUUUCGUCGGCAUCAUACAUCACAAAAUGUCAGAAGAAGCAUACCCGAGGGCUCCUACUUCACGAGGGAACCCCCCUGAGACCAAGAUCAUCAUGUUCAUUGUCCUUAUGAAUAGCCUCGACGCAGCGAAUGACUACCUCCUCCGCAUCGUCAACCGCUUUUUUAGCACAAGCAAUUCCCCAGCCGACGGAUCAUCCAUGCGCAGCAUUCCACCACCCGACUGCCCCCUAGGCGGCGCCUUUACCGAUUCGCGGGAUCUAGCCUCUGUGGCUGCUGCGCUUCGUACACUCGUCUCCUCCUUCAGAUCCAGGACGACCGAGUUGCUAGCCAGUGCCUCGCAGGCCCUUUUCACCCACGCUGUCAAGCCGCGCCUACGUAGUGCCGUGAGCGACGCGUUCCGGGAUAGCAACUACGGGACGGAGGAAGAAAUGACGGGGCCGGAGGAUGAAGAUGAACAACAAGAGGCGAGUUCGGUCACAUCACGUUUUGAGCAAGGCUGGGAGCAGUGUAUGCGUCCCCUCCAUCGCGUCAUGACGUCCCAGUGCUACACCGCACUCCUGGCCCUGGCGGCGGCGCACCUCGCCCAAGCGCUGGAGAAGAGGUUCUGGAACCACACCAAGCGUAUAAGCGAGCUGGGUUUGAUCCGGCUGGAGAGGGAUUACUCGGGCAUCAUUGGCGUUGUGGCAAGGCGCGACUAUUCGGCUCGGCAAGCAUUCGUACGGGUCUCCCAGAUGCUGGUCAUCGUGAAUCUCGAAGACGACGAGUGGGAAGAGCUAAAGCACGCCGGGGAGCGGGGUCAUAGCGAUCAGGGUGUUGUUUGGGUGCUGGAUCAGGAGGAGCGAGUAGCACUUAGGAAGAUAGUGAAGUAG
Messenger RNA from Thyridium curvatum, 2331 nucleotides. RefSeq lists its product as uncharacterized. The transcript has 2 exons. NCBI's taxonomy places the organism in Eukaryota, Fungi, Ascomycota, Sordariomycetes, Thyridiales, Thyridiaceae. The record is from RefSeq and is a predicted model, not a curated record. The coding region runs from base 1 to 2331 and encodes 776 amino acids.